This is a messenger RNA of Helianthus annuus (common sunflower), 1884 nucleotides long. RefSeq lists its product as uncharacterized. The coding region runs from base 1 to 1884 and encodes 627 amino acids. Gene Ontology annotation, molecular function: zinc ion binding. The record is from RefSeq and is a predicted model, not a curated record. NCBI's taxonomy places the organism in Eukaryota, Viridiplantae, Streptophyta, Magnoliopsida, Asterales, Asteraceae. The transcript has 3 exons.
AUGGCAGAACUCCAUCACAGCCAACUAAAUCGUCCUUACGAGAACAUAGAUCGAUCACGAAACAGAAUGAACCAAGUUAAUGUUGUAUCACAUAUGAUUCAAAAUGAGGAUUUUAACACAAUUUCUCAAAUUGCGGUUGUGAAUAAUGUCGAUGUGGAUGAAACUGAAACCGAUGUGGAUGAUUUGUUAGAAGAGGAUGAGAUUGAAGAUGAAACAUUAGAUGAUAACAUUCAAGUCCCUUCAACUUACACCAAUUUAGAAGAAAUAAAUGUGAGUGCGGAUGACAAUUGGACGGUAACAGGCUCUGGGAAUAAAACUGAUUUGACUCGUGAGUUGGGAAAAGAUUCUUUCAGCGACAAGGAAGAACUUAUUAGAGCUAUCAAACUCUAUUGUAUCAAGGCACAUAAGCAUUUUAUGGUGGUGGAAUCACGCCCAGGUACUUGGUGCAUAAGAUGUACGUUGCACUCACAAUCUGGUUGUAAAUGGAAACUUCAUGCAAGUAAACAAUCAAACAGAACUUUUGAAAUUGUAAAGUAUACCGGUCCGCAUACUUGUUUACAUUAUAAGAUUACCCAAGACCAUCCAAAUCUAGAUGCAAGUUUGAUUGCUCAAGAGAUACAACGCCUAAUAAAAGAGCAACCUUCUAUUAGUAUUACUGCUUUGAGAGCCGAAAUAAUUGAUAAAUUAGGCUAUACUCCUUCAUACAAGAAGGUUUGGGUAGGAAAACAGAAGGCAAUCGAAGAAGUAUUUGGGAAUUGGGAGGAAUCUUAUAAUCUUUUACCUAAGUUUCUAUAUGCCUUACAAAGGUUUAAUCCAGCGACUAUGGUUGAAUGGUGCAUUUCAAGACAAACUGAUGUAAAUCAAGUGGAAUUUAGACGUGUUUUCUGGGAUUUUGCUCCUUCUAUCCAGGGAUUUAAGCAUUGCCGACCUGUUAUUAGCAUUGAUGGCACACAUUUGUAUGGUAAGCCUAAAGGCAAGAUGAUGAUUGCAAUGGGAGUUGAUGGUAAUAAUCAGAUAUUGCCGCUAGCAUUUGCUAUUGUUGAAACUGAAUCUUAUGCUAGCUGGAAUUGGUUUCUUGCUCAUGUCAAGAAACAUGUGGUGAAAGAUCGUGAAGGGAUAUGUGUAAUAUCCGACCGUCAUGCGGGAAUCUUAAAGGCAGUUAAUGAGCAAGGAUCACCUUGUUAUUGCUUAAGGCAUUUUAUCAACAACGGUAAUGAAAAGUUUCGCAACUCACAACUGAAAACUUUAGCUUACCGUGCUGGGACUGGGAGUCAAAAUCAAAUUCGAAAGUUCAACUCCAUUAUGGAAGAAAUUGGGAAAAUAAAUCGACAAUCUCGUCAAUGGCUUGAGAGUCAUGCACUUGAUAUAUGGACACUUGCACAUGAUGGUGGUAAGCGAUAUGGGCUGCUUACUACAAACUUGUCAGAGAUAUUCAACAGUGUACUUAAAGGUGCUCGUUUUUUACCAAUCACAGCAUGUGUUCAACUUACAUUUUAUAGAUUGGUUAACUAUUUUGAUGUAAGGCGUCCUAUGGGAUCUAGUGCUCAAGCUAACGGAGAUGUGUAUACUCCUCAUGUUGCUGCAAAACAGGCAGCUUUGAUGUCAAAAGCUAGUGCACAUUCUUUAAGAUCAUUUAACCUACAAAAAGGAAUAUUUGAGGUGAUAACUCAAAAGGGAAAAAAUGUUCAAAUAGUUAAUUUGGAACAAAAAACUUGCACAUGUGGUAAGUGGGAGAUAUUCAAGUAUCCAUGUUCUCAUGUUUUGAGUGCAUGUGCCAAUCUUUCUUUAAACACUUGGCAAUAUGUUCAUAAAUGCUACUCAAUUGUUGAUUAUUGUGCUACUUGGUCGUAUGAGUUUUCGCCACUCCCUCAUGAAGCAUAUUAG